Molecule: messenger RNA, 2815 nt
Organism: Medicago truncatula (barrel medic)
Lineage: Eukaryota; Viridiplantae; Streptophyta; Magnoliopsida; Fabales; Fabaceae
Product: subtilisin-like serine-protease S
Exons: 11
Coding region: 316-2583 (755 amino acids)
Biological process (GO): proteolysis
Molecular function (GO): serine-type endopeptidase activity
Source: RefSeq, a predicted model, not a curated record
AUAAUUCACCAAUUUAACCACUAGUGCUUCAACCAUUCAGCUCCUUUUCUGCCACUACUGCUACUACUGCUCCAUGUUCUCUCAUUACAACCAUCACUGUUUUUUUUUUGUUAUAUAACAACCUCGUUGAAUCUUAAACACAUGACACCUCAACCAUGAUUCUUACCCUUAACUUUUUACCUUAAAAAGAUUUCAUUUUUAUUUUUUUCAUUCUCAAAAGUUUUUAAAGUUGAAAAUUUUCUGUACCCUUUUCUUUAUUUAUAUAGAGCUUUGUUCUGGUUUGUCAUAUACACUAAAAAGUUUGAAACUUUAACAAUGUCUUCUUCUUCUCGUUAUCCUAUGAACAGUGUCUUGUUUUCUCUGCUGUUUCUUUUUGUGCUUGUUGCAAAAGUUAGCUUUUGCUUUUCUACCAAGGUUUAUGUAGUUUACAUGGGAAGCAAAAGUUUGGAAUACCCAGAUGAUAUUUUGAAGGAAAAUCAUCAAAUACUUGCUUCUGUUCAUAGUGGAAGCAUUGAAGAAGCACAAGCUUCUCAUAUUUAUAGCUAUAGACAUGGAUUCAGAGGCUUUGCAGCUAAGCUCACUGAUGAACAAGCUUCCAAAAUUUCUAAAAUGGAAGGAGUGGUUUCUGUUUUUCCAAAUUCUAAAAGAAAGCUGCAUACAACUCAUUCAUGGGAUUUCAUGGGACUUUUAGAUGAUCAAACCAUGGAAACUCUUGGCUACUCAGUUAAAAAUCAAGAAAAUAUCAUCAUUGGUUUCAUUGAUACUGGAAUUUGGCCAGAAUCUCCAAGUUUCAGUGACACCGACAUGCCUGCAGUGCCACAAGGGUGGAAAGGUCAUUGUCAAUCAGGAGAAGCAUUCAAUGCCUCAACUUGCAACAGGAAAGUGAUAGGAGCAAGAUACUAUAAGAGUGGAUAUGAAGCAGAGGAAGAGUCAAAUGCAAAAAUCUCAUUCAGAUCAGCUAGGGACAGCACAGGUCAUGGUAGCCAUACAGCUUCAAUAGCUGCAGGGAGAUAUGUACAAAACAUGAAUUAUAAAGGACUAGCAAGUGGAGGUGCAAGGGGAGGUGCACCUAUGGCUAGAAUUGCUGUGUACAAAACAUGUUGGGAUUCAGGUUGCUAUGAUGUGGACUUGCUAGCUGCAUUUGAUGAUGCUAUAAGAGAUGGUGUUCACAUUUUGUCUCUAUCUCUUGGUGCUCAAUCACCACAAGGAGAUUAUUUCAAUGAUGCUAUAUCUAUAGGGUCAUUUCAUGCUGCAAACCGUGGAGUGCUUGUUGUUUCAUCUGCUGGAAAUGAAGGAAAUCUUGGUUCUGCUACCAACCUUGCACCUUGGAUGCUUACUGUUGCUGCUGGCUCAACUGAUAGGGAUUUCACUUCUGAUAUCAUAUUAGGAAAUGGUGCUAAAAUCACGGGUGAAAGUCUAAGUCUCUUUGAAAUGAAUGCCUCCACAAGGAUAAUUUCAGCUUCUGAAGCAUUUGCAGGAUAUUUCACUCCUUACCAAUCCAGUUACUGUCUAGAGAGUUCUUUGAAUAAAACAAAGACCAAAGGGAAGGUUCUUGUUUGUAGACAUGUAGAGCGUUCAACAGAAUCAAAAGUGGCAAAGAGCAAAAUAGUGAAAGAAGCUGGUGGAGUUGGCAUGAUACUUAUUGAUGAGACAGAUCAAGAUGUUGCUAUCCCAUUUGUGAUCCCUUCAGCUAUUGUUGGAAAGAAAAAAGGACAAAAGAUUCUAUCCUAUCUCAAGACUACACGUAAACCUAUGUCAAAGAUAUUAAGAGCAAAGACAGUAAUAGGAGCUCAAUCUGCGCCGCGUGUAGCGGCAUUUUCUUCUAGAGGUCCUAAUGCAUUAAACCCUGAAAUUUUGAAGCCUGAUAUCACAGCUCCAGGACUAAAUAUUCUUGCAGCAUGGUCUCCAGUUGCUGGAAACAUGUUCAACAUUCUGUCAGGAACUUCCAUGGCUUGUCCUCAUGUAACUGGAAUUGCAACCUUAGUCAAAGCUGUUCAUCCUUCAUGGUCUCCAUCUGCUAUCAAGUCGGCCAUCAUGACAACUGCUACAAUCCUAGAUAAGCGCCACAAACCGAUCAGUGUAGAUCCGGAACAAAAAAGGGCUAAUGCAUUUGAUUAUGGAUCAGGGUUUUUGAACCCUGCAAGAGUUCUUGAUCCUGGUCUAAUCUAUGAUUCUGAGCCAACAGAUUUCAUUACAUUCCUAUGUUCACUUGGUUAUGAUCAAAGAUCACUCCAUCUUGUUACAAGAGACAACAGCACUUGUAAAAGCAAAAUCACCACUGCAUCAAACCUCAACUAUCCAUCUAUUUCAGUUCCUAAUCUCAAAGACAACUUUUCAGUUACAAGGGUUGUGACUAAUGUUGGAAAAGCAACAAUUAUAUAUAAUUCUAUAGUUUCUGCUCCGCCUGGUGUUAAUGUCACCGUUGUGCCGAACCGGUUAGCGUUCACAAGAAUUGGUCAGAAAAUCAAGUUCAGUGUGAAUUUCAAAGUAACUUCUUCUUCAAAAGGAUACAAAUUUGGAUUCUUGUCAUGGACAAAUAGAAGGUUACAAGUUACUAGUCCUUUGGUUGUAAAGGUUGGUUAGAUAACAAUGAUUGUAAAUAUCAAUAUAUUAGCUUAAGGGCUUUGAGUAUGUUAUUAUAAUCAAUAGAACAAUCACAAAUCAUUCAUACUGAAAAAUCAUGAUGUAGAUUAGAUUAUAUCAAUGCCAAAAUUGUGUUAGGUGUAUGAUUGGAGAAGUAACAGUUACCUAAAAUAAAUCUAAAGAAAUCUUGUAUUUAAGGCAUGAAAUGAAAUUACUAUGACAUUCAUUAUUA